AUGGGUUAUAAAAAAAAUCAAUCAUUAAAAAAUGAUCCAAAUAUAAUAAUAACUCAAGACUCAAUAUUAGGUUCAAAAUGGUGUCCAAUUUGUGAAAUUGAAGUAGAUUUUGAACCACAACAUUUUGAAAAAGCGAUGCUUAAUGUUAUAAAAGAACCAAAUAUUAAUUCAACAGUUAUAUUAAGAGCAGAUAUAUUAAUUGAAAAUAUAUAUGAUCCACAAAAAGGUGAUACUAAAUUUUUGAGUAAAUUAAUUGAUAUUCUACCGGAAAUUGAAUCAAUUGAAACAAAUAAAGAAGAAGAAAAUAAUAAAUUACUACAUAGAAAUUUAAAUGAUGUAAAUAUAAGAGACAUACCCAAAACUGAAUGUCAAAUCAACUUAACAAAUAGAUAUGAAAUUGUUAGAAGAAUAAUCCCAAGAAAUCCAUUUAAAGAUCAUAUAGUUAAUCAAACUUGUUUAUUAUUAAAAAAUGAAGAUGAAAAUUCAAUUUUAAUUGUAUAUAUACCACAUAUUGAAUCAAAACAAGAAACACCCUAUUAUCUACCACAAGUUUAUGGAGUAGGAAUACUAUAUCAUAACCAAAAAGUAUCAAUUCAUUAUCUACCUUUUAAUGAUAAUUUAAAUUCACUUAAAUCAAUUGAUGAAUCAGAUAGAUUGAUUAGAAUAGCAAUUAGAUUAUUACAAACAUCAACAAAACAUUCCAAUGGCGUGAAACUAGGUUAUUUGAAAAGAGUAAACCAUGAUCUAGUAGUUUCAAAAGUAAAAUUCCAAAAUAAGUAUAUUUACCUCAAGUCAAAAUAUGCAUCAUAUUUAGUAAAUAAUUGGGUAGAAAGUACUGAUCCAAAUAAACACGUAUUUGAAGAUUUAGCAAUAGCUGCAUUUUUAAUUGAAUAUUGGGAAGUUAAAAAAUUUAAUAAACAAAGUUUUGAAUUUAGAGAUUUAGGUUGUGGGAAUGGAUUAUUAGUUUAUAUUUUAAUAAUGGAAGGAUUUAAAGGUGAAGGUAUUGAUGCAAGAAGUAGGAAAUCUUGGAAAACUUAUCCAAAAGAGAUUCAAAAUUGUUUAUUUGAAAAAAUUAUAGUUUCAAGUAUAUUAUUAAAACCAUAUCCUUCGUUGGCUAAAAUUGUACCUAAUAUAAAAGAUAAUGGUAGAUCAUUUAUUGAACCAACUAAUAAUCAAAUAUAUUAUUCUUCAAAUAAUUUGUUAAAUUCUCCUAAUGUAUGUACAACUGAAGAAUUCCCAUCAAAUACUUUUUUAAUAGGUAAUCAUUCAGAUGAAUUAACAUGUUGGAUGCCAUUAUUUGGAUUUCCAUUCAUGGUAAUCCCAUGUUGUUCUCAUGCAUUAAACGGUAAUAAAAGAAGAUACCCACCUUCAAAAAAGCACACCCAUCAUCAUCAACAACAACAACAACAACAAUCAUCAUCAUCAUCAACAUCAACUUACGCAUCAUUAGUAGAUCAUGUUGAAAAUAUUUCAAUAUUAAAUGGUUGGGAAAUUGAAAAAGAAAUGCUUAGAAUUCCAAGUACAAGAAAUGCAGCAAUAAUGAGUUGUAAUAAAAUUAAACAAUUUAUUAAUGAACCACCUGAGAUCUCACAAUUAAGAAUUUUAGAUAUAAUUGCAAUGGAAGGUGGUGCUGAUGGUUGGGUUGAAAAUUCUUUAAAUUUAAUGAAAAAAGCUCCUAGAAGUCAUUAG
This is a messenger RNA of Lodderomyces jiufengensis, 1689 nucleotides long. RefSeq names its product tRNA (uracil) methyltransferase. Gene Ontology annotation, molecular function: tRNA (uridine) methyltransferase activity. The record is from RefSeq and is a predicted model, not a curated record. NCBI's taxonomy places the organism in Eukaryota, Fungi, Ascomycota, Pichiomycetes, Serinales, Debaryomycetaceae. The transcript has a single exon. The coding region runs from base 1 to 1689 and encodes 562 amino acids. Gene Ontology annotation, biological process: tRNA methylation.